AUGGUUUUGGCAAGUGAACUUAAUUCUUGGAAAGUCCUUCAAAAACAUUAUGAAGAAGUGGGAAAGCACCUUAUUAUGAAAGAUCUCUUUUCACAAGACCCACACCGUUUUGAUACCUUUUCACGUCAAUUCAAAGGUGAACGUACGGAUUCUUCAAUUCUACUUGAUUAUUCAAAAAAUAUUAUUACCAAAGAUAUUUUUAAUACUUUAAUUGAACUUGCGAAAGAAACGAGAGUGGAAGAAUUUAGAGAUAAAAUGUUUAACGGUGAACAUAUUAAUUUUACCGAAGACCGCGCCGUUUUACAUAUCGCUUUGAGAAAUGUAUCAAAUAAUCCAAUUUAUGAUAAUGGUGUAAAUGUUGUACCGGAAGUGAAUAAAGUAUUGGAACAAAUGAAAAAUACAUCUGAUGCUAUUCGUAAUGGAAAAUGGACCGGGUACACUGGAAAAGCAAUUGUUGAUAUCGUUAAUAUCGGUAUCGGUGGUUCCGAUCUUGGUCCCGUUAUGGUUACCGAAGCAUUGAAACCAUAUUCUAAACCAGGAUUGAAUGUACAUUUCAUAUCAAAUAUUGAUGGCACCCAUUUGGCUGAAGUUUUGAAAAAAAUAAAUCCCGAGACUACAAUUUUUAUCAUCGCAUCUAAAACUUUCACAACACAAGAAACAAUUACCAAUGCAAAUUCCGCAAAGAAAUGGUUUCUUGAAUGUGCAAAAGAUGAAAGGCAUAUUGCAAAGCAUUUUGUUGCUCUUUCGACUAAUAUCAAAAGUGUCACUGAAUUUGGAAUUGAUCCUGCAAAUAUGUUUAAAUUUUGGGAUUGGGUCGGAGGUCGUUAUUCUUUAUGGUCUGCCAUCGGUCUCUCCAUUGCGAUUUAUAUUGGCUUUGAUAAUUUCCAUGAACUUCUUUCUGGAGCACAUGAUAUGGAUUGUCAUUUCAAAAAUACUCCAUUAGAUCAAAAUUUGCCAAUUAUAAUGGCUGUUUUAGGAGUUUGGUAUAAUGAUUUCUUUGAAUGCCAGACACAUGCAAUUUUACCAUAUGACCAAUAUCUCCAUCGUUUUCCUGCCUAUUUUCAACAGGGAGAUAUGGAAUCCAAUGGAAAAUAUGUCACCCGAUCAGGACAAAUUGUUAAUUAUCAAACUGGACCUAUAAUUUGGGGUGAACCCGGCACCAAUGGACAACAUGCAUUUUAUCAAUUAAUUCAUCAGGGUACAAAGAUUGUCCCAGCUGAUUUUUUGGCACCUAUUGAAACUCAUAAUCCAAUUUCUAAUGGUUUACAUCAUGAGAUACUUUUGUCAAAUUUUUUCGCGCAAACUGAAGCUUUGAUGAUUGGAAAAAGCAUUGAAACCGUAGAAGCGGAAUUAAGUAAUGAUCCAAAUAAGGAUUUGAUAGCACCUCAUAAAGUUUUUCAAGGGAAUCGACCAACGAAUAGUAUCAUGUUUCAAAAAUUAACGCCGGGUACUCUUGGAUCUUUAAUUGCUCUUUAUGAACAUAAAAUCUUUGUACAAGGAAUUAUUUGGGAUAUUAACUCUUUUGAUCAAUGGGGAGUUGAACUUGGAAAAGUUCUUGCUAAAAAGAUUUUACCAGAAUUACAAAAUAAAAUUGUUACCCAGAUCUCAUCUCAUGAUGCCAGUACUAAUGGACUUGUCAACUUUUAUAAGAAAAAUAGGAAAGAUUAA
Messenger RNA from Diversispora eburnea, 1668 nucleotides. The record is from the annotation of a GenBank genome assembly. NCBI's taxonomy places the organism in Eukaryota, Fungi, Glomeromycota, Glomeromycetes, Diversisporales, Diversisporaceae.